AAAUAAAUUAGAUGCUCCUGCUGUUUCAUUACAUUUCCAGUCUGUUCUCUUCUUAGGCUGAAACAUGGGGACUUCAAGCAGCUGGAGCUUGUUUGCUGCACUCUUGUGUCUCCUCAGUUUGGGUGUUACGGUUUGGUGUGAUUGCACUAGGGAUGGCAUACAAAUGGAGGGUGGUGAUUAUACAUUGUCCAGGAAUCUGGAGAGUGGCAGCUUAAUGAUCUACCGCUGUAAAGAUGGAUACUACCCUUACCCUGAAUUGACCCGCGUCUGCCAACCUAACGGUGUCUGGAAACCUCUACCCAAAAAAUUCAAACCACAGAAAUGCAAACGUGUGGAAUGCCCUGACCCAACCGUACUGGAGAAUGGUAGCGUCUUCCCUUAUCAGUCCAGGUACUUUGUGGGCAACGAAACCUCAUAUGAGUGCUACUCUGGAUACACCUUGAGAGGCUCAUCCAGUCGGAUCUGCUUAAAAAAUGGGAAGUGGAAUGGCUCCACGCCAAUCUGCAGCCGGAAUUCCGGAGAUGUCUGUCCUGAUCCCGGAGUCCCACCUGGGGCCACAAAAAUGGGAAAUUUGUUUGGGAUUGACGACCAAGUGAAAUACACCUGCAAUGAAAACCUCUUUCUGGUGGGUUCUAGUGAAAGAGUGUGCCAGGAGAACGGCCAGUGGACAGGAAAUGAGCCAGCAUGCUACUAUAAGCACACGUAUGAUACCCCAGAAGAGGUUUCUGAAGCAUUUGGAAGCGCGAUUAAAGAGACCCUCACCACCACAGAGUCACUUGAUGAUAUCCAAGGAGGGAGAUUAAUCAGGAUUUCAAAAAAUGGGACUCUCAACAUCUAUAUUGCUGUGGACAUUUCUGAGAGCAUUAAACAAGAGGAAUUUGACCAAGCAAGAAAUGCUGUGAUAACUCUGAUUAAAAAGAUCGCCUCCUUCAGUGUGUCACCAAACUACGAAAUCCUCUUCUUCUCAUCUGAGAUAUACGAAGUGGUGGACAUUCUGGAUUUUUUUGAUGCCGAAGUUGAACUUAAUGCAGUCGUAAAAAAGCUGGAAAAGUUUGAAAUAGGAGACAGAAACACUGGAACAAAUCUGAACCUGGUCUUCACAACCUUUGAGAACAAAAUGGCUUUCAUACAGAGGCAAGUUGGAGAUGAGGGAUUUAAAGAUCAUCGACAUGUCCUGAUCCUCUUCACUGAUGGUGCCUACAAUAUGGGCGGUUCUCCCUUACCUACUGUUGCCAGGAUAAAGAACAGAGUUUAUAUGAAUCACCCUGAGGAUAAACAGGCCGAAUCAAGAGAUGAAUAUCUCGACAUUUAUAUCUUUGCCAUUGGAGCUGACAUCUUCGAUGAAGACCUGCAGCCCCUCACUGCAGGAACAGGAGGCAACCAUUACUUCAGGUUGCCAAAACUUGAAAAAUUACAAGAGACCUUCGAUAAAAUAAUUGAUGAAAGAGAAGUUGUAGGUCUCUGUGGCCUGCACCGAGAUUAUGAAACCACAUAUGACAAAGAAAGCAAGAGGAAAAGAUAUCCGUGGUUGGCAUUUGUCAUUAACAAGGGAGCAAAACCUAUAACUUGCAUCGGCUCGCUGGUGUCGCCUGACUUUGUCCUGACCGCUGCCCACUGCUUCACCUUUGAGGAUGAACCGACGGAUAUAAAGGUGGAGAUUGAAGAUGGACAGGGUAGCAGAGAGAAAAAAGUGAAAGAUUUGAAGUUGCACCCAAAGUACAAUGUCCACGGCAGACAGGAUGUGGGCGUGGCCGAGUUUUAUGACUAUGAUGUGGCUCUUAUCCAACUGGAGGAACCAGUGAAGAUCUCUAGUGCUGCGAGACCAAUAUGCAUACCUUGCACCCAGGAGACCAGCGACGCUCUCAAGCUGGUUGGCGAGUCGACUUGCAAGCAACAAGAGCAGCUCCUGUUAAAGAAUCAAAUUGAACGACUGAGUUUCCUAACAAGGAAGGAUCCGCUGGUGGCAGAAAAGGAAGUCCACGCCAAGCUUCGAAACAAUAGACCAGCAUGCAUUAGGAAAGCACUGCUGGCACCAGGCAUCACCACUGAUAACGAAACGAUUGCUGUGACCGAUAACUUCUUGUGCACCGGUGGUCGGUCACCGCAGAGAGAUCACAUAGCAUGCACAGGUGAUUCUGGCGGGGCUGUAUUCAAGAACUACGAGCAGCGGACAAUCCAGAUCGGAGUGGUCAGCUGGGGAACUCAUCAGAUCUGCGGCUCCACGGACGGUCUGAUCGAAUCCACUGAUGAUUCCAGAGAUUUCCACAUCAAUCUUUUUAAAAUGGUCCCUUUCCUUAGUGAAAACCUUGGAGAUGAUAAGCAAGACUACACAGCGCUAAAGUUUCUGAAAAACUAAACAGAGCUGCAUGCUAUAAUCUGUUUCAUGAGAUUACAUGUGCUCUUAAAGCAGAUGCUUGCUCUCUUUUAAGAUCAACCUUUUGGCAGAACCCCACAUAAGAGGCAUUCAGUGAGUAUUUGGUAGUUUAAUGAAAUGAUUGAAUAUAUAAUGUGGUCAAAAUGUCCCCUCUUUUAACCAUGGAAGAUCAUCUGUGUAAUAAACCCUUGUGUCAUUUUAAAGCUGCACACAGUCAGAAAAAUAACCAUUUCUUGAUUUAAGUCUACACAUAGAAAUUUACCCGUUUUCAUUUGAUUUAUUUGGCAUUAUUAUUAAAUUAUCAUUAUUGUUA
Messenger RNA from Fundulus heteroclitus (mummichog), 2687 nucleotides. RefSeq names its product complement factor B. Gene Ontology annotation, molecular function: serine-type endopeptidase activity. Gene Ontology annotation, cellular component: extracellular region. The transcript is spliced from 18 exons. The record is from RefSeq and is a predicted model, not a curated record. Gene Ontology annotation, biological process: proteolysis; complement activation. Bases 65 to 2356 code for a protein of 763 amino acids. NCBI's taxonomy places the organism in Eukaryota, Metazoa, Chordata, Actinopteri, Cyprinodontiformes, Fundulidae.